UAUGCCAGGAACCCCGGUUAAAACCAAGAAAGAACUGGCAGUUCUGGAGAGGUUCUUAGAGAAUUCGGAGAAUGUCACUAGUUUGUCUAUUAUGCUUUCCUGCUUUGUCAACAAGGAACCAAAUAAAGAAUAUAAAUCUGUGAUGAGGGUACUCAGGAACGUGAUGGACAACGCUGUUGCAAAGUAUUAUAGCUUUGAUGGCAAAGGUGUCAAACGAGGCUUUAAAGAAUUAAAGUUGUGGCAAUCAGUCCAAGGUGCUGUACUAUCUAAAGUUGAAAACUCCGAUCUGCAAGAAGCCGAAAGGGCUGCCAGGUCAUGGCUUCGUAAUGCUCCUUACAGGAAGCAGGGAGAUGGAAGCAAAAGUAAGAGAGAGGCCUCCAAAGAUGAACAGCACGGUGAAAAGAAAAAGAAGAAGAAGGCCAAGAAAAAGAAGUCAUCCUAAACAUGAAUGUAUGCUUUAUUUUACCCAACUUGUCACCCUGCAAGAUUUUUUUUAGUUUUUAAAUUUUAGGCCUAGAAGUGAUUUUUGUCUGGCCAAAUAUAGAUGAUCGCAGUCUUGCUUGGUUUGUCACAAUAAGGCUUGGACAAAAUAAGCAUGUUAGGUGUUAAUCUUUACAGUUGAAUUAUCGAGAUUAGGCUUAGAGUACAUAUUUGGAAGCCAUUAAAUGUUUGUUAUGUUGCCUCCUAAAGGGAGAACAUGAAAAAGAGUUUAUUGUUUUGUUGUCUUUUUAAAGGUCUGGAUCAAAAUCUCAUUUUGUAUAGUUUAAUUGAAAAAGCUACUUGCUACUUUUGUUAAGCCCUUAUGUGUUCAUUUCUGUAGGGUGUGGUAUUUCAGUCAUUAGAUAGGGAAUUUCUUGUGGACUAGACCCACUCCAGUGUCAGUUCUAGUUUUUGUUCUAGUCGUUUUAUGUUCUAGUCUUUCAAUACUUUAGAGAACCCUGAGCUCUUGAAAUCCUUGUCUAUGUAUGCAAUACAAAUAAACAAUUACAAUGAAAACUCUUUUACUAUUUAUUUUUUGAGAUCCUUUUUGUAACUUUUUGAAAAACUGUGAGACCGCUCCUAGCGACCUUACAGGAGGGUCGCUAACCGCUCCCUAGAAUUGGUCGAUUUUGC
Thrips palmi is the source of this 1113-nucleotide messenger RNA. RefSeq lists its product as uncharacterized. The coding region runs from base 2 to 442 and encodes 146 amino acids. The record is from RefSeq and is a predicted model, not a curated record. NCBI's taxonomy places the organism in Eukaryota, Metazoa, Arthropoda, Insecta, Thysanoptera, Thripidae. The transcript is spliced from 3 exons.